This is a messenger RNA of Aspergillus pseudoviridinutans, 363 nucleotides long. RefSeq lists its product as uncharacterized. Lineage: Eukaryota; Fungi; Ascomycota; Eurotiomycetes; Eurotiales; Aspergillaceae. The record is from RefSeq and is a predicted model, not a curated record. Bases 1 to 363 code for a protein of 120 amino acids. The transcript has a single exon.
AUGGAUCCUAUAUCUCGUGCCGCCACAAUUCAAGCAGCACGUCAAGCGUUUGAGGAGAAAGAAGCAGCCAAAGCACGCAAGCUUGAAGAACAGCAACUGCGGGCUGAAGAGAAACAAAGGAGACGCAAGGGAAAAGAAGACUGGCGCACAUCACUUACAAUUGCAAACAAGCAGGAACCCAAGAAUCGGCUAUCUGAGAAGUCGAGUGUCACUGAAGAACUGGAUUCUCCCACGGAUCAACCACAGCGAAAGUCCACUUCAGGUUCUUGGAGAUCGGAAUCCAAGACGACUUGGAUGUUAUUUUUGACAUGGUUACGGACUAGGGUCUUCAAGAUGCGCAGGAAGUUCCAAAGUUUGGGCUGA